This is a messenger RNA of Rhipicephalus sanguineus (brown dog tick), 1502 nucleotides long. RefSeq names its product hexokinase-2-like. Gene Ontology annotation, cellular component: mitochondrion; cytosol. NCBI's taxonomy places the organism in Eukaryota, Metazoa, Arthropoda, Arachnida, Ixodida, Ixodidae. The record is from RefSeq and is a predicted model, not a curated record. Gene Ontology annotation, biological process: intracellular glucose homeostasis; glucose 6-phosphate metabolic process; glycolytic process. Bases 1 to 873 code for a protein of 290 amino acids. The transcript is spliced from 2 exons. Gene Ontology annotation, molecular function: glucokinase activity; fructokinase activity; ATP binding.
AUGAAAGGCGUCACUUCGGGAAGGCGCACAAAUAUUGAAAUAGACCUUGUGGCCAUCGUCAACGACACAAUCGGUACCCUUGUUCAAGGGGCUUUUAUGGAUAGCGGCUGCGCGAUCGGACUCAUCAUGGGCACCGGAAGCAACGGCUGCUACCUCGAGAAAACAGAAAAAGUCCAGAAGCUGGAAGCAGAGCCCGAGAGGUUGAAGGAUGCCCCCAGCGAGGUUAUCGUAAACGUCGAAUGGGGCGCUUUCGGCGACAAUGGCGUGGUCGACUUCGUCAAGACAGAGCUGGACCGGAGAGUGGACGACCAAUCACUACAUCCCGGUUCGUUCACAUUCGAAAAGCUGGUGUCGGGCGAGUUUCUGGGUGACAUCGUUCGCCAAAUGCUCGUCGAGCUCGUCAGUCGACGCGCGCUCUUGGAAGGCGACGAUACCGCACUGCAGAGGCUGACGAAACACGGCACCUUCACUGCCAUAGACAUCUCGUGGUUUCUAGAACAGAAUGACUGUCACGUUGGCGAUAUAGCUGCCCGAUUCGCAGGAAGCGCAGAACAGAUAACUAAUGAUGACAUCGCCUUACUUCGCUACGUCUGCGGCGUGAUUUCAGCGCGGGCGGCCGUGCUAGUGUCUAUCUGCCUAACGGAACUGUUGGAACGGGUUGACAAGCCGACGCCGGUGACCAUUGCAGUCGACGGUUCUUUGUACAAGUACCAUCCGACGAUGCGCGAACACAUGGACGUGCUGAUCACCGCUAUGGCGCCGGGUCGACCGUUCAAGCUCAUGUUGGCCGAUAACGGUAGUGGCAAAGGGGCGGGACUCGUAGCCGCUGUGGUGGAACGGCUGCGAUCCACGAAUACAAAAAGGUACCACUAAUUGGACUGGGUAUAACUUUACUCGUGCGUUUGAAGAAUGGACGAAGCAAUGGUGCCUUUUUCGAAACGAGCCUGUGAAUGUGUCAGCGCAACUAUACAAUUUUUGUAUUAGUCCAGAAGUUCAUGUUUUGCACACGAUCGAGUAUGAGGUACGCUCGUGUUAGAAAAUAAUAGUAACGUUUAUAGGAGCUUACCAGGACAAAAACGGUGAAAUAAAAGGCAGACAAACGAGAAAACCGCUCAUUUGUAUAGUGUCAAGUAUGCCAGACGUCCGAUGGAAGCAUAAACUCGGGAAAAAAUAAUUGUUAUAUAGCGCUCAUUAAUGCAUAUUGGUGGCGCAUAACUGCUGCUUUGAUGACGCAGGCCAAAACUAGAUUUCACUGCGCGAUAGGGCAUGCGUUAUGGAAAUAACUUUAGCAUUGUCAUUGACGGAAGAAAAACGAUUAUUUGCCAGCUGUCUUUGGUUUAUAAGCAACAAGCGGUCUAAGGCAACUAAUUAAAAAAACAAUACGGGACGGUGAUCUUUCAAAUGGCGUGAGGGCAAAUAGUCGCCUAGUCAGCAUAACCUAAUGGAGUUUUAAGACAUCUAUUGCCGUUAAGCAUGGCUCCUACCUCUGAUAGUUCGUUUCU